Molecule: messenger RNA, 2629 nt
Organism: Triplophysa rosa
Lineage: Eukaryota; Metazoa; Chordata; Actinopteri; Cypriniformes; Nemacheilidae
Gene: sh3gl2b
Product: SH3 domain containing GRB2 like 2b, endophilin A1
Exons: 9
Coding region: 229-1281 (350 amino acids)
Biological process (GO): synaptic vesicle uncoating
Cellular component (GO): presynapse; cytoplasm; glutamatergic synapse
Molecular function (GO): protein binding
Source: RefSeq, a predicted model, not a curated record
CAUGUUGAUGUGUGAUUGAUCGAUGGAUCCCCGAUCCCCAGCCCGAUUCUUCGGGGGUUCACCAUCCGCGCGCGCUCAGGGCGGGUCGUGUGACGUCACGCGCGCCAUCAUCAGCAGAUCAGACGCUCGUGCGAGCCGCGCGACCGUAACGGCUAUCAUUGCGCUUCAAAAUCAUCAUUAAACAGCGCGAAUUGCGGCGGAAUAAAGGCGGCAGUCGCGAGGGUCACGAUGUCUGUGGCGGGACUGAAGAAGCAGUUUCAUAAAGCGACGCAGAAAGUCAGUGAGAGGGUUGGAGGGGCUGAAGGCACCAAACUGGACGAUGACUUCAAAGAGAUGGAGAAGAAAGUGGACACAACCAGCAGAGCUGUGCUGGACAUCAUGACCAAAACCACAGAAUACCUGCAGCCCAACCCUGCGUCCAGGGCCCGGUUGAGCAUGAUAAACACCAUGUCUAAGAUCAGAGGUCAGGAGAAGGGUCCGGUUUACCCUCAGGCUGAGACCGUCCUGGCAGAGGCCAUGUCGAGGUUUGGCCGGGAGCUCGGAGAAGAGUCCUGCUUCGGUUUGGCUCUGUUAGAUGCCGGUGAAUCCAUCCGUGAGCUCGGAGAGGUGAAAGACGCUUUAGAUAUGAAUGUCAAACAGAACUUCAUCGAUCCACUACAAAACCUUCAUGACAAAGACCUCAAAGAGAUACAGCAUCACUUGAAGAAGAUGGAGGGUCGUCGUUUGGAUUUCGAUUAUAAGAAGAAGCGUCAGGGGAAAGUGACAGAGGAUGAGAUUAAACAAGCUCUGGAGAAGUUUGACGAGUCUAAAGAGAUCGCAGAGCAGAGCAUGUUCAACCUGCUGGAGAACGAUAUCGAGCAGGUGAGUCAGUUGGCGGCUCUGGUUCAGGCUCAGGUUGAAUAUCAUCAGCAGGCGACUGAGAUUCUCCAGCAGCUCUCCAGUAAGAUAGAAGACAGAAUAAAGGAGGCGUCCAGUAAACCACGGAAGGAGUUUGUCGCUAAACCCCGUAUGGAGCUACAGCUGCCCAUCGAGAAUUACAACGGAGGUUUGAAAUCACCUGCACGCUCGCCAGCUCCGUUGGAUCAGCCGUGCUGUCGCGCGCUCUAUGACUUCGAGCCGGAGAACGAGGGAGAGCUGGCCUUCAAAGAGGGUGACGUCAUAACCCUGACCAAUCGGAUCGAUGAUAACUGGUACGAGGGCAUGAUCCACGGCCAGUCGGGAUUCUUCCCCAUCAACUACGUGGAUAUCCUGGUUCCUCUGCCCGCCCUCGCUGUUGCCUAGCAACCCAACAGCCGACUUUGUUGUGCAUCUGUGCUACAGCUUAACUGCCCGUUCCUGUUGAUGAGCGACUCUGAGGAUGAUGACAGACACUACAGCGUCACAUCUGAGUGAAGUGUGUGCGUGUGCUCCUCGUGGAUUUGUUGUUAUUAUGUUUCAUUGUUUAUAGUUGCCUUUCAGUUAUGGUAUGUUUGAUUUCUCGUCCUUCGUCUGCACGGGACACGCGCUGCCUGAGCUCUGUGUUUUUCUCAUCUCUUCUGUAUCACUAGGCCUGGCAUGAAUGCUGAUUUGUCGUCUAGGAAAGCACACACUCCUCACUCUUCAUGAUCGCUCUUUUCCACAUCCCAAUCCUUUUACGUCACAUAGUUCAAGAUGUUGGAUCAAUAGCUUUAUUUAGAUUAAGAGCACCUGACCACAUCACGUACAAUCCCUGUCGGCAGGUUUAUCUCGUGUGUCACGCUGUGAAAUCGCAUUGAUGGUGAAUUAUGAUGUCGUUGAAGCAGAAGCUCCUCUGAUUGGCUGUGUUUCUCAUGAGUUGACGUCUGGUUGGAUUUGUUGUCAGUGCAGGUGAACCCAAGCGUUCCGUUGGCUUGUUUAAGCGCUCCUCCUUGAUCAUUUGAAGGGAAACGUGAAAGCACAAUAAGGAUCGUGGAUGUUUUUUUGCUGUGAACAGAGUCUAGAGAUCCGUUCUGAAGAGUUUCUGCUGGAACACGUGUAGAACCACACACCGUCACAAAUCGACGUACCAUUUAUCGCUCGUUUCGUUUCGUUGAAGAUUUAUUUUUAGCCUAACGAAAUGUUAUUUUUGAAAUAAUGGCAAGAUUGUGUGGAAGCGAUUGCUGUAUGUGGCCGUGUGAGUGUAGAUUCUGGUGUAGGUUGAGUCGCUAGUGACGUGAUGAGCGCUUCAUAGAAUCUCGAUCAUCUCGAUGGCGUCUGUAGAACAGGCAUCUGUCCAUCAGAUCAGCGUGUUUGCCCUUCACUUGACCUCUGCCGUGACCCUUUCAUGAAGUUUUGUGCAGUCGGGGGUCCAGCGUUUGAGAUGUCAACACUGCCAAAAAUGACCCGUGUUUUCUAGUACAAAUAUGCACAAAUUCUGAAAUCAAGACACAUUUACCUGAGAAGCAAAGCAAUGUGAGAUAUUAGGACUUGCUUUUUCUGACCCCACUGUAUAGUUAAUGUAUCUUGAUUUAAAAACGUUUCGAUUUAUACUGAAAAACUAAAAAUUCAGAGUAAGAAAAUCGUUUUUGUUCAGUGAAUAUCAUCUUUUCUCGGUUGUGAAUUACAUCUGCAUUUUAAUCAGAUCACUGGUUUCAACACAAAAAUAAAGGAAAUAUAUUUUGUAUAAACGGGA